Brassicogethes aeneus is the source of this 1106-nucleotide messenger RNA. The record is from the annotation of a GenBank genome assembly. NCBI's taxonomy places the organism in Eukaryota, Metazoa, Arthropoda, Insecta, Coleoptera, Nitidulidae.
AAUUGCUUGACGCUAACGCCAAAGCAACAAACAUGUUGAGAUAUCAAAGUGCCCUCGAUCAAGUUGUACAUCCAAACCAAAAUUUUGAGGAGUCGUUGAAAUUAAACAAACAUAAAUUAAAUUCUGUUUUAGUUAACAUCAACACCCCCAAGAGGGUUAUCAAAAAAUAUGGAGGCAUCAAUACGUUUUUGAAGCAUAAAGUGGUUCCUCAAAAUUUUAGGGAGUAUUUGAAAGAUUUUGGACAUACUUUACUCGUAACAAAAUGGCGUUGGAUAUGGUUAACUGUGAUCUUAGUAAAUUUGGCUACCUAUUUUUUGUUCAGUUUUUUUUGGAUGUGGUUAGCUUAUAUCAGCGGCGACUUUGAUCCAGACAACACAACACCAUGCGUGGUGAACACUAAAACGUUAACAGGAUACUUUUUGUUGAGCAUGGAAACGAUCACGUCUAUCGGUUAUGGCUACCGAUACCCGACAGAAAAUUGUAGGAAAGGGUGGAUUCUGCUUACAUUUCAGGCGCUGUGCAGCGUUGCCUUACAAGGGGUGCUAGUUAGCGCAAUAUACGUGAAAAUCUCGCGGCCUUUCAGAAAAGUAUUGAAUUCGUUGUUCAGCAAAAAGGCGGUGAUUUGUUUAAGAGAUGACCAGCUAUAUUUCAUCUUUAAAAUACAUGAUUUUAACAGUACCAUAUGGUGUGGAACUAAAAUAUUUCUCUAUUUUAUCGACAAGGAAGGAAGUUAUGAUAAAAAAUUUGAAAUGAAAGAAAUGAAGAUUAAACCUUAUGGAUCAUUAAUUUUCCCGCUAGAAAUUGAACAUGUUAUUGAUAAAAACAGUCCUUUAUGGAAGUUUGGUUCUAGAGAUAUUGCUACAAAAAAGUAUGAAAUAGUGGCAGUUGCAGAAGGUAGUUCAGUAAUCACAGGACAAGUAAAUCAAACAAGAACUUCAUAUAUCAGUGAUGACAUACUUUGGGGGUACACAUUUAAAUCUUGUGUGGAAUUUAACGAAAGCAAAAACAUGUACAAAGUUAAUUAUAAAGAUUUAAAGAGUGUUAUACCUUUUGAUACGCCUUUGUGUAGCGCCAAAAGAAUGGAGGAAGAAUAAAAUACUUUCCAC